Pygocentrus nattereri (red-bellied piranha) is the source of this 736-nucleotide messenger RNA. It is a transcript of the gene tshba, whose product is annotated as thyroid stimulating hormone subunit beta a. Gene Ontology annotation, cellular component: cytoplasm; extracellular region. Gene Ontology annotation, molecular function: hormone activity. Gene Ontology annotation, biological process: G protein-coupled receptor signaling pathway. NCBI's taxonomy places the organism in Eukaryota, Metazoa, Chordata, Actinopteri, Characiformes, Serrasalmidae. The transcript is spliced from 3 exons. The coding region runs from base 155 to 613 and encodes 152 amino acids. The record is from RefSeq and is a predicted model, not a curated record.
GCUGUUGUUGAGAUUGUAGAUAUGGAGACGGUGGGAUUAGAUGGGAUUAGAGAGCCUGUAUAAAAGAAAUCGCUCUCAUCUCCAGCAGGUGUUUGGCUGCUGGUCAACCAGGUCUGCAGACUUCUUGGAUUUUUGAUUGUCUGCCAGAGCCACCAUGUCUGCUGCUGUAUUAGUGGCUGGCAUAUUGGGCCUUCUGCUGGGGUCGGCCAUGCCUAUGUGCACACCCACUGAAUAUACCCUCUACAUUGAGAAGCAAGAGUGUGACUACUGUGUGGCUAUCAACACCACCAUAUGCAUGGGCUUCUGUUUUUCCAGGGACAGCAAUAUGAAGGAGCUGGUGGGGCCUCGCUUUCUGAUCCAGAGGAGCUGUACUUAUCAAGAGGUGGAGUACCGUACAGCUGCUCUCCCCGGCUGCCCCCCACACGCUGAUCCUAACUUUACCUACCCUGUGGCUCUCAGCUGCCACUGCAGCAUGUGUAACACACGCAGUGAUGAGUGUUCCCACAAAAGCAGCAGAUCCGCCGUUAAGUGUUCCAGACCGGUCAGACAUUUGUACCCCUAUCCAAUAGAGAGUGACCUUAUCCAGCCUGGGUGGCUUCAGAUGUUGGAGUGACACUUUUUAGUGCAGUUCAUGCUGUAAAUUCUGUCAGACUAGACACUCAAAGUAUUGAUUUGUGUUUUGACCUGAUCUGUUCAUGUAAUAAAGCCACAUAUAUAGUAAAAACAUGACACACUG